Ruditapes philippinarum (Manila clam) is the source of this 6278-nucleotide messenger RNA. RefSeq names its product sushi, von Willebrand factor type A, EGF and pentraxin domain-containing protein 1-like. The transcript is spliced from 11 exons. The coding region runs from base 1 to 6267 and encodes 2088 amino acids. The record is from RefSeq and is a predicted model, not a curated record. Lineage: Eukaryota; Metazoa; Mollusca; Bivalvia; Venerida; Veneridae.
AUGUUUUCUUUCAAAGGCGGCGGACAAUUCAUCAUUGGACAGGACCAAGAUACGCUAGGUGGCGGGUUUUCCAGCCCCGAAGCGUUCAUUGGUCAAAUUACUCAGCUGAACAUGUGGAGUAGAAGUCUGUCUCUAAGAGAUAUUGAAUCACUACGACAAAAUUGUUCGUCAGAAAUGGGUGACGUCAUAGCCUGGGCGGAUAUAUCCGGGAAAGCAAAAGGCGCCGUCUCUGAUACACCUGUGGAGUUUUGUAAAGACUGUCCGGCACUCGAUGAUAUCAGCAAUGGCAAAGUUACCUACACCGGUUUGACCGCGGGAUCAGAGGCCUCGUAUAGCUGUAAAAAAGGAUACGAUCUAGCUGGUCGCAGGACAAGACUUUGUAUUAUUACUGGAGAAUGGGAGGGUGCUGUGCCAGUAUGUGCAGAAAUAAAGUGCAAAAUUCCGGUGCUGUCAGAAAACACACUCGUGACAAAUCCAACAGAAGAUAACAAAUACCCUCCUGGCACAGACGUGUUUUUUGAGUGUAAAGAAGGAAAUGAGUUCUUCACUGAACACACAUCCGUCUAUUGUCAAGACGACGGAACAUUUGAUAUGAGUAUACCGACUUGUGAUCCGCAGAAAUGUGGGCUCCCGCCGAAUAUAGAAAAUGGAAAAUUUUCUAAUGAUGCAAAACUAGAAGAGUUUCCCGUUGCCUUUACGGCACAAUAUAAAUGCAAUUUCGGAUAUAUGUUUUCGCAGAACAGUCUGAACCCAUCAGGUAAAGUUAACUGCCUCGCCACAGGGAAAUGGGAAGCCAAUCUUCCCGAAUGCGUAGUUGUGACGUGCCGGGAUCCAAUCGACAUACCAUAUGGUCAAUAUCAGAAAGCUGGAAACACUUUCCUAGAUCAGGUACGCUACAGUUGUGAUCAAGGGUAUGACCUUUCACACACUGAUGUCUUGGAGUGUUUCGAAACUGGAGAAUGGAGUAUAGCAGCACCUGAAUGCAUUCCUGUGCAAUGCGGACAGCCCGAUGAUAUACUGCACGGGCAUUUCGAAGGCGACGUAUUUACAUACAAAAAAACUGUUAGUUAUAAAUGUGAUCUAGGUUAUGUACUUACUGGCGGGGAUGAGCAACGACAAUGCCAGGCAGAUACCUUCUGGAGUGGCACAGCUCCUGCGUGUAAACCGGUGUCAUGUGGCAAACCAGAAAUCAUAGAAAAUGGACAGUGGAAAGGCAGGGACUAUACGUUAAACAACGUCAUUCGUUAUGUUUGCGAUGCUGGGUACGAAUUAGACGGACCCGAGGAAAGAAUUUGUCGCGAAACUGGGAAGUGGCAAAAUCAAUCGCCGGUUUGUAAUAAAAUAAAAUGUCCUACACCACCUUCAGUUGACAACGGGUUCUACACGGGAAACUCGUUCUUUUUCCAAGAUACUGUGACAUAUUCCUGUGAAAAUGGCUUUACUAUGGAAGGAGAAGCUUUGCUUCUAUGCUUAGGAAGUAAACAAUGGUCUCAAGCUCCACCAACAUGUAAUCGUAUUGUAUGUUAUAGUCCGCCUAGAGUGAAUAACGCGAUUUAUUCCAAUCCACAAGCGCUUGAAACUUUCAAUAUUGGCGACAGGGUGACAUAUCAAUGUAAUGCUGGCUAUGAAUUAUCUAUAAAUAGUUUGAACCCUCGAGGAGAAAUCGAAUGCUUAGAGACAGGAUUAUGGGAAGCAAAUUUACCAGAAUGUUUUUUAGUAAAAUGUCCCCAGCCAUUGCCUAUUCAAUAUGGAAAUGCCGUUGUUUCGAGUGUAAAUCUUGAAUUCGGAAGUUUUGUAAGAUAUAUUUGUAAUGAAGGUUAUGAGCUACAAGGGGAGGCAAGUUUAACUUGCCAGUCAGAUUCUACCUGGUCUGGGGUGGCACCGACUUGCCAGGCUAUUGAAUGUGUGGCGCCACCAUUCGUACUAAAUGGCCGGUUGGAUUACAAGGACUUGAAAUUAGGUUCAGUUAUUAGAUACAUGUGUAAUGAAGGACACGAAUUAACUGGCCUUGAGGUACGUCGUUGCUUAGCAAAUUUAACGUGGGAAGGUGAAGAACCUGUGUGUUCACCGGUUGAUUGUGGGGUACCAGACAGCAUUGAUAAUGGCAUAAUUGAAUAUGAAAACACCUUAUUUCAAGCGUCUGUGCAAUAUAGCUGUAAUACCGGAUAUAUCCUUGGUGGUGACAGAACUCGUUCAUGUACUAAAGAAAAAAGAUGGAGUGGUGAGGUCCCUUCUUGUGAAAUUGUUCAGUGUGACAAACCAUCCCAUAUUAUAUCGAAUGGACGUAUGUUAGGGGAAGUGUUUACUUAUGGAUCAGUUAUUUCAUACGAGUGUGACCCGGGUUAUUACAUAGAUGGAUUAUCAAACAACAGAACGUGUCUUGCUUCCGGUGAAUGGAAUAGACCAAUACCAGUAUGCACAGCCGUUGAAUGCCCGAGACUUAAUAUCCGGAAUGGGUUUACGUCAGGUUUUCAAACCGAAUUUGGCACCACAGUUGCAGUGACGUGUCGUUCUGGUUACAGACUUCAAGGGGCAUCUAAUCGCACGUGCCAAGAGGAUGGUUCGUGGAGUGGGGAACAGACUGUCUGCAUAAAGUACGCCUGUCCGAGGCUCGAUCCUCCUGUGAAUGGUCAGGUUUUAGUUCGUGGGGGGACGGCUACGUACAUAUGUCUAGAGGGAUACACGAUGACUGGACCGAACGUUCGAGAAUGUCAGAGUGAUGACACAUGGAGCUUAACAGCACCAACAUGUGGAGGUGUACAAUGCCAAGAUAUAACAUCGGGGGGAUUCCAAAAUGGUGUGAUGACCUUCGAUCAACUAACAUACGGUUCUAGUAUAAUAUUUGAAUGUAAUCCGGGAUAUUCCUUGGUUGGAGAGCGCAAGUUAGAUUGUCUCUAUGACGGAUCUUGGAGCGGCGUGAUGCCAUUUUGUGACAAGAAAACGUGCUUUCCACCGUUUGUUCCAUCAAAUGCUCAGCUAGUUGGUACAGAUUUUUCGUUCGGGGCAACAGUAAGUUUCCAGUGCGACGAAGGUUAUAGAAUAACCGGAAAUACAGAGCGACAAUGCCAGGCUGACGGGUCUUGGUCAGGUUCGUCACCAACCUGUCUCUUUAUCAUAUGUCCGAGACCAGAGCCUAAUAGAAACGUUAUUGUAAGUGGCACUGAUUACACCUAUGGUAACCAACUUGAAUAUCUAUGUAAUGCCGGCUAUGUUCUCGAUGGACCAAGCACUAGAAUAUGUACGGAAAGUGGCGAAUGGUCCGGAAAAGAACCGGAAUGUUUAAGAAACGAAUGUCCAAGGCCGCCGCCUUUACAAAAUGGGCGUUACUUUGCAUCGAGUUAUUCACAAGGCAGUAAUAUAAUUUACUCAUGUAACGAAGGGUACGAGCUCGUUGGCAUAGGUGUUCGUUUGUGUUUAGGGACACAUGAGUGGUCAGGGAGUGAUCCGUACUGUCAGAAAGUUAAAUGUGCUAAUCCACCGCCUAUAGAUAAUGGGUUCUUCAGCGGGAAUGAGUUCUUUUAUGAAGACAUUAUUGAAUAUCAAUGUAACACAGGCUAUGAAAUUGUGGGACAAGCACAACGCAAGUGCCUCUCUAAUGGUCGAUGGGGCGGAGCUGAUGCGACUUGUAUAAAAAUAACAUGUGGUCCCCCACCUAUUAAGCUCAAUGUUGUAUAUGACAUACCAGGCGGGGAAAAAGAAGGGAGUUUCGAAGCCACAGCCUCACUAUCAUGUGAGGAAGGUUAUCGCGGUAUUGGUGUGAGUUCUCAACGGUGCCAAGCUAAUGGUCAAUGGUCUGAAUCUAAUUUUGUCUGUGAAAUUGUCACAUGUCCUGCAUUUCCGGAUGUUCGGAAUGGCAGAGCUAUAGGCAAUGGGUUUCAGUUUGGAAAUGAACUUGAAAUCCAGUGCGACGAAGGGUAUUAUUUAGUAGGAAAAGCAAGACCAAGGUGCGGCCCUAAUGGAGACUGGGAUUAUGAAAAUGAGCCGCCACACUGUGAGAUAUCCGGGUGUCCUGACUUACCGAAAAUAACAAAUGGAUUGACCAGUGAGACAGGGUCAGGAAUUGGUUUAACUGUGACAUACAGAUGUAAUGACGGAUAUAGACUUCAGGGGUCGGACCGACGGACAUGCCAGAAAGAUGGUUCAUGGAGUGGCUCGGAUCCCUAUUGUAGAUUGAUUUUAUGCGAAGUACCACCAUUUAUUGAGCAUGCAAUUCCUUUUAAUGCCCUAACACAAUAUUUAUUUAAUUCUAAAGCACGUUACGUUUGUGAAACUGGAUAUGAAUUGUCGGCUGGAGACAGUUUAUUAACGUGUUCCGCGUCUGGUACAUGGGAAGGUAUUAUUCCAACAUGCUCGCUUGUGCAAUGUGGGGAGCCAACGCAAGUCGCAAACAGCAAAGUUGCUGUAGCCUCGUACAAUUUUAAAGGCGAGGCUCAGUAUUUGUGUUACCUGGGAUACAGAGUGAAAGGUUCUUCUUCAAUAAUAACAUGUGAUGAGAAUGGAAACUGGCUUGGUGCGACACCUGAAUGUGUACCGAUAGAUUGCGGUCCGCCACCGUAUGUUCCUAACUCUUUAAAAAUUGAUUCGAAGAAUUACACUUACAAAAGUGUUAUUCAAUACAUUUGUGAUGUAGGAUUCACUCUUAUCGGUCAAAGGACGACAUCAUGCCAAGCUACUGGUGUAUGGUCGGGCAAAACUCCCGUUUGUGAGCCAAAAUCAUGCGGGACUCCGCCUCCUAUUGACAAUGCUAUUUACAUCGGUAAUUACCAUUUCUAUAAAUCCACUGUAACAUACAAAUGCUUCCCAAAUUUUGAAAUCUCCGGAAAUCCAACGCUGACUUGUUCAUACACAGGGGCAUGGAUAGGCGAUAGACCGGAGUGUCAUGCUGUGACAUGCGGUCCACCACCAGUGUUUCCUCAUUCUUCCACAACAAUGCCAAUGGAAGCUUAUGUCAAUAGUGUUGUUACGUUCACAUGUAAUGACGGCUUUUACUUAAUCGGUAGUGCAACAGCAAGGUGUACGGAAAACAAGCAAUGGCAGUAUGAGGGAGGCGAGACAGCAUGUUUACGUCUCGAUUGCUACGAUCCCCCACAAAUGCCAAACGGCGGCAGGAAAUUUGUCGGAACAUUGUUCGAAUCUACAGUGGAUUAUUUCUGUGACGAAGGUUACAUAUUAUCUGGACAGAGUUCUUUAGUUUGUGGUAUCUCAGGGCAAUGGGAAGGAAAGCUUCCUAUUUGCGAGUUAGUAAAUUGUGGUGUACCACCAUUUAGCGACCACAUGACAGUCACUGGAGACAGUUUCACAUAUCAAAGUACAGUAACAUAUAUGUGCGAGAAAGGGUAUAAAGCAAAAGGUCGCCUUGUCUCAGAGUGUACAUCAUCCGGGAGAUGGUCUAACCAGCCACCACAGUGUGAACGGGUGACAUGCCAACGUCUUACAUUACCAGAGAAUGUUUUAAUUCUAAACGGAAAUCUUGGAAGUGAGAACGGAUAUGGGGAUCAGAUCGUGUUAGGAUGUGAUUCAGGUUACAACAUGGCCGGUCUGGGACAACUUGACUGCCUAGAGACGGGAUUGUGGAGCUCUGAUCCUCCAGCGUGUACACCCAUUCCAGGAGCACUUGCAUGUGCAGCUGACACAGGUGUUGAACAUGCACGUGCGUUAAGCGAUGCACGACCAGUUGGCAAAGUAGAGACACUUGAAUGUGUUGAGGGCUUUACUGCGUCAGGGGACGUAACUAUAAUUUGUCAAGAAAAUUCAACAUGGUCUGACCCUGCUGGGUCCUGUUCAAGAGUGUUCUGUGGUAAGCCAAGAUUACGCGACUUUGUGAAUGUGGUACGUAUACAGGGUGCGUCAUAUUACUUUGGAGACAAGAUCAACUUCAAAUGCCGGUCCGGUGUGGCCCCGGCCAGGUCACCGCCGAUAAUACGGUGUAUGAGUGAUGGCACCUGGGACGGCGACAUCAAAUGCGGAGUGACAUGUAAGAGACCAUGCCAACAUGGUGGUAUUUGUCUGGGUCUGAACCGGUGUAAAUGUCGUUCUGGCUAUGGUGGUCAGGUUUGUGAAAGAGCGAUUUGCAUACAUCCUUGUUUUAAUGGUGGUAAAUGUACGUCUCCUUAUUCCUGCACGUGUAAACAUGGAUAUAAAGGUACACGUUGUGAGAGAGCUGUGUGUGAUAAACCGUGCCAAAAUGGCGGGAAAUGCAUGCGACCAAACAAAUGCCGUUGCCGUUACAAAUACAGCGGACAGUUCUGUGAAAACAAGAAAUUUUAAAACUAUUAUGU